AUGCCAGCUGACGACGUAACACCACUUUUGCCAAAACCAUCGAUAGUUUUGGAUGUUGUCCCCGCCACAAUUCGUGUUCCUAGCUUCAGUCAAGACAGGCCGGGACUCUGGUUCGCGCAAUUAGAAUCCCAGUUCUGGAAUCAUAACAUCGAAAAUGAGGUCGACAAAUUCCACCACACGAUUCCGCUAAUUGACAUACGCAUAGCUGCCGACGCAGAGGAUAUUAUUUUCAAUCCACCUGCACAAAGUCCCUACCAAAAAUUAAAGACAGCGUUGGUUGGUUGUUAUUCCAAAUCGAGAGAGGUAAAACUCCUUCAGCUGCUGGACGGUGAGUGUCUCGGUGAUAAGACACCCUAUCAACAUCUUCGACUCCCGCGUAGUCUAGUUUCAGUCAUUAAUGAGGAAGUACUAAGAGCAAGGUGGCUCUCACACAUGCCCGACCAAAUGCGUGCAUGUUUAGUUGCACAACGGUCAGCCGAGCUACAAGAAUUGGCUACUAAAAUCCAACUCCUUUGA
Anastrepha obliqua is the source of this 516-nucleotide messenger RNA. RefSeq lists its product as uncharacterized. Lineage: Eukaryota; Metazoa; Arthropoda; Insecta; Diptera; Tephritidae. The coding region runs from base 1 to 516 and encodes 171 amino acids. The record is from RefSeq and is a predicted model, not a curated record. The transcript has a single exon.